Nezara viridula (southern green stink bug) is the source of this 165-nucleotide messenger RNA. The record is from the annotation of a GenBank genome assembly. Lineage: Eukaryota; Metazoa; Arthropoda; Insecta; Hemiptera; Pentatomidae.
AUGAUUUCUAAAAAGAUAUUAGACAUUCUCCCUAAAUGGAUUCCAAGUCUUACCUUUUUUGGCGCAUCUGCGGGAGCUGGUAUAUGCUAUGCAACUGAUUGGAGAUUAGUACUAGAAUACAUGCCUUAUUAUGGCGGGAAAUUUAAAACAGAAGAGGAAGCUUAG